Molecule: messenger RNA, 1417 nt
Organism: Daldinia vernicosa
Lineage: Eukaryota; Fungi; Ascomycota; Sordariomycetes; Xylariales; Hypoxylaceae
Exons: 2
Coding region: 571-1311 (246 amino acids)
Source: RefSeq, a predicted model, not a curated record
UUUCCUACUCUACCGUGGGGUCUUCGUAGCUUGCCUAUAUUAAUAAUAAGUGUUCAACAGGACUACCCUGCCGACUCAUUUACUGGCGAGUGGCCUAUCUUAUAAGUAGGCUGGUAGGGCUACGAAUCAGGGUAUUCCGUAGUUACAUAGGAGAAAUAUCGACCCCGGACGGAGCAAUUUAGGGGACGAGAUCUAGAGGCAGCAACCCACCCAAGACCUUGGCAGAUUUGGCAGAGGUCAUUUCGAAAAGCAUAUCCGCCUGGUAUUGGUCUGGCGAGUUUCUCGGCAUGGACCGAAAGAAUGGAGCGAGUCGUUUUUGCUUCAGAAGUCGAGAAGCAUCUUCUCCCCACGAUUUCUUCCUGUCGAUCUUUUCUCUCUUUAAUUCCCUUUACGAUCAUCUUCCCGCCCUCGUUUAUCAAUACGUUUCUCUUUUUCUCUAUCCGAGCUCUUAAUUAACUAUUAAUAACCGGCAGCUGCUUUGCUGGCGCUGCUUCGAGUUCCGCUAUUCUUAAAAGCGCGCUUAUACUGCGAAGGCCCUGCUGCUCAGAGGGGGCUUACCCGGUAUUCGCGAUGGGGACCCAACGACGAAUUGUCCAGCCAGUAAGCAGUCGGCAGUGGCAGAUUGCCAAAAUUGUGCUGCAGUCUACUUCGCUCGUAUUUUGCGUUGUAGUGAUUGGGAUCAGUGUUGGAAAGACGUGGGAAGGCGAUUACGGCGUGGGAAUACUGACGGUACCUGUCACCGCUGCGACGGCGGCCUGGACGAUCGCCGAGUUGGUGACUCUUUUUAUCCGGCAGCGGAGGGGCUCGCCAGGUCGUGGAAUUCACCCCGGCGCCCACGUCGGCGUGCAGCUUAUCAUAUUCCUAGCGAUGAUCUACGUGCUGUUCUAUUCGUGUGUGCUGUGGAGGAGUGUCCAGAACAGCAUUAUACGGUGCAACGAAUGGGAACGUGAUCCUAACGAUCCGGACUGGGUCAUCGAAAAUAGGUACUCUGAAAUCGGCUGGCGUGCCAAUUCUGUCUACAUAACGUCGUUUUACUGCCCGGAGAGGAACCGCAUUCUCGUGAAUGACAAGUCGUUCCAGUCAGCCGUACAGGCUCUUAUCGCGUUCUGUGUUCUAUUAUGGGCUAUACACUUCAGUCUUUUCGUUCGGGCAUGCGUCGAAACGCAACGACGAAAUAGGAUCCGUCCUGCUGCAGUGGUAUACCCGCAGCCGGUAUGGCCGCCAAUGCAGUACGGUGUUAACUACCCCCCUGACAGCUACCCCCAAAGAGGACCGGGGCCGGCGCCGAUGAAGUCUUCAUAUUAUAGAUAAAGUCGCUUAUAUAAUUGGAUGCUUUAAGCAUUAAAUUAUCUUCUUAUUGAGACCAUAGUAAUGCGGAAUGAUAAGGAUGUUACUAAAGUCUAAGUUUAAAACGGAG